This is a messenger RNA of Diaporthe citri, 7545 nucleotides long. RefSeq lists its product as uncharacterized. The coding region runs from base 1 to 7545 and encodes 2514 amino acids. Gene Ontology annotation, biological process: fatty acid biosynthetic process; secondary metabolite biosynthetic process. The transcript is spliced from 7 exons. The record is from RefSeq and is a predicted model, not a curated record. NCBI's taxonomy places the organism in Eukaryota, Fungi, Ascomycota, Sordariomycetes, Diaporthales, Diaporthaceae. Gene Ontology annotation, molecular function: fatty acid synthase activity; oxidoreductase activity; phosphopantetheine binding.
AUGGGAAGCUUAAGCAAUGAGCCAACAAGUGAGCCCAUAGCCAUCGUCGGACUGAGCUGCAAGCUUGCCGGCAGCGCUCGCAGCCCUGAGAAGCUGUGGGAGAUGCUAGCCGAGGGCAGGAGCGCCUGGUCCGAGAUUCCGUCGUCCCGAUUCAACGUCAAGGGCACGCAUCAUCCAAAUCAUGAGAAGAUCAACACGGUGACUUGUCCCUCCCGUCAGACAAACAUCAAAGGGGCACAUUUCAUAGAAGAGGACAUCGGACUGUUCGAUGCUGCCUUUUUCAACUUCUCGGCCGAAACAGCAUCGGCGAUCGACCCUCAGUUCCGGCUGCAGCUAGAGUCCGCAUACGAAGCACUGGAGAAUGCCGGUCUGCCCCUCUCCAAGAUUGCGGGUUCUAACACGUCCGUAUUCGCGGGCGUAUUCUCGCACGACUACCACGAGGGAAUCCUGCGGGACGAGGAGCAGCUUCCCCGGUUGCUGCCCAUCGGCACCUUCUCGGCCAUGUCGUCUAACCGCAUCUCGCACUUCUUCGACCUCCGGGGAGCGAGCAUGACGGUCGACACGGGCUGCAGCACGACGCUUGUGGCGCUACACCAGGCCGUGGCCUCCCUCCGCUCGAGGGAAGCCGACUGCUCCAUCGUCAGCGGCGCCAACCUGCUCCUGGGUCCGGAUAUGUUCAAAGUCUUUGGGUCGAUGGGUAUGCUUAGUCCUGAUGGGCGCUCGUAUGCUUUCGACUCGCGGGCGAAUGGGUAUGGCAGAGGCGAGGGGGUGGCGACUAUCGUGAUCAAGCGCCUGGAUGAUGCAUUGGCGUGCGGCGAUCCCGUCCGUGCUGUGAUUCGCGAGACGUGCCUGAACCAAGACGGACGGACAGAGACCAUCACAACGCCGUCGCAGUCUGCCCAGGAGGAGCUUAUGUAUGAGUGCUACCGACGUGCCGGCCUCGACCCGCGCGAUACGCAGUAUUUUGAGGCCCACGGCACGGGCACACCGACAGGUGAGGCAGCCUCAGGGCUGUCCAGCGUGAUCAAGGUAGUGCUGGCGCUGGAGAAGGGCCUGAUUCCUCCCAGCAUCAACUUUAACACGCCUAAUCCAAAGCUGGAACUCGACGAGUGGCACCUCAAGGUGCCGACAACCCUCGAGCAGUGGCCUACGACUCACAGACCACAACAGCCGCGCCGCGCGUCCGUCAACAACUUUGGCUACGGAGGCAGCAACGCCCACGUCAUAUUGGAAGCCCUGCCUUCAGCGUCGCAUCGGACCAAUGGUGUGGCCAUCGAGCAGACGCACGGCUGUGAGCGUGAUAAGAGCACUGUCCUCGUCCUCAGCGCCCGCGACGAGAAGUCAUGCCGCCGCAUGGUCGCAGACCUCAAGGAGUACCUGCAGGCCCGCAGCGCAGCGCCUGACACAGCGGUAAAUCUCAUGCAGGACCUGAGCUACACGCUCUGCUCACGCCGCACGCUCUUCUCCUGGGUAGCCGCAAGUCAGGUUAAUUUCGGAGGAGACGAGGGCAUGCAGCAAAUCGUCCAGGAACUCGACUCGCCUAGCUUCAUGCCCGUCCGCAUCCCCUCUAAUCGUCGCCCACGCAUCGGCAUGGUCUUCACAGGUCAGGGGGCACAGUGGCACGCCAUGGGCCGGGAGCUGCUUCAAACCUACCCAGGGUUCCGUUCGUCGAUCGAAGAGGCGGACCGCCAACUCCGGACCCUCGGGGCCGAGUGGUCCCUGCUGGAGGAACUGCUCCGGGACGCGCAGACGACUAGGGUCAAUACCACGGCACUCAGUAUCCCCGUAUGCGUCGCCUUGCAGAUCGCCCUCGUGCGGCUGCUCGAUUCGUGGGGUAUUACACCCACCGCCGUCACAGCACACUCGUCGGGCGAGAUCGCCGCUGCGUAUGCGGCUGGUGCGUUGACACACGGGCAGGCGCUGGCGGUAGCCUAUCACCGGGCUGUUUUGGCUGCGGAUCUGCAGACAACGACGACGACCCAGGAGAAGGGUGGGAUGUUGGCCGUGGGCCUUGGGGCCGCCGCGGCGCAAGAGUUUCUCGAUGGGCUUACCUGUUCCCCCGGGAAGGCUGCGGUGGCGUGUAUCAAUAGCCCGGAAAGCGUCACCAUCGCCGGGGACGUGAGUGCAGUGGAGGAAAUGGAGAACAUGUGCAAGCAGGCAAGCGUCUUCUCGCGCCGCCUCAAGGUCGAUACGGGCUAUCACUCGCACCAUAUGUUGCCCAUCGCAGAGCCCUAUCUUAACCUGUUGCGCAAGGAAGUGAAGCGUUCGUGGGACGAGCAGACCGGCUCUGAUGACGAGAAUAACGACGACACGCCGGCUGUCAUUUUCUCAUCGGCCGUGACGGGCGGUCGAAUGACCAGCCUGCGCAACAUUGCGGCCCCGGAGCACUGGGUCGACAGCCUGACGCAGCCGGUGGAGUUUGUGAGGGCAUUCACCGACAUGGUCCUGGGCGGACCUGUUCAAGCAAACAUAGACUUUCUUCUCGAGGUAGGGCCCCACACAGGCCUGGCAAGCCCGAUCCGCGAAAUCCUGUCCCUGGCCGAGUUUGAGGGGAUGGACGAUAUCCCCUACCAUGGCUGUCUGGUGCGCAACGAGCACGCCGUGGAUACGAUGCGGUCCGUGGCCGUCAAUCUGCUGCGCCAAGGCCUCCCGCUCGACAUGCAUCAGAUCAACUUCCCGGCUAGCCAGGCAGAAGCCGUACGAGUGCUCACAGACCUGCCCUCGUAUCCGUGGAACCACAGUAAAAGGCACUGGCAGGAGUCGCGCAUCAGUCGGUCGAUCCGCGCGCGCGACCAGGAGCCUCACGAGCUGUUGGGAACUCUCGUCCCGGGGACCAAUCCAGAGGCCGUUGCCGUGUGGAAGAACGUGUUGCGGGUUGCCGAGGUCCCGUGGCUUCGGGACCAUGCCGUGCAGGGAAACAUUGUGUAUCCGGGCGCCGGCUACGUCUGUUCAGCCAUCGAGGCUGCAAAGCAGCUCGUGCACAUGGGCAUUCAUGAUGCUUCCGGCAUCAACAACAUCGAAACGGCAGGAUAUAGGCUGCGAGACGUGAAGCUGCUGGCGGCCCUGGUGGUGCCGGACGAUGCCGACGGUCUCGAGAUCCAGACGUCACUGCGGCCCGUCAGCGACAAGACGAUCGGCGCCCGCGGCUGGAAACACUGGGAGGUCUCAUCCGUAACAAUCGAAGGGCGGUGGACCCUCCACGCUAAGGGCUUGGUCAUGGCCGACGUUGUCGGGUCGAGUUUGCCGGGCACAACGACCCGUAAUCUGACGAUACGCCCACUGUCGCAGUACACCCGGAAAGUUGAUCCCGAGGACAUGUUUGCUAGCCUGCGAUCUAAGGGUAUCUACCACGGGCCUUUUUUUCAGAACAUAACGGCUAUCGAGCAAGACGGCAGGGACUCGCGAUCUGUCUCUUCUCUGGGAAUAGCUGACACGUCGUCCGUGGCCGAGAGCCUGCCCCAGCAACACGUGCUGCACCCGACGACGCUAGACUCGAUCAUCCUCUCGUGCUACAGCGCUCUCCCGGGAGUAGGAAACCCUGAUGGUGGCGACGGAGACGCAAAGUUGCCGUACUCGAUCCAGGAGCUGUGGGUGUCGAGCAGCAUAAGCCGCGAGGCGGGGCACGUCAUGAAGUCCCACACGUCCAUAUCACACGCAGACUCACAGAACUUCCAGUCCGACGCUGUCGUUGUCGAAGAUGACGGGAAUAAGCAGACGACAGGACACGUUCUUGAGCUCCACGGUCUCGUCUGUCAGUCCAUGGGCGGAGGCAGCAGGCGCAGUGGCGUAACGAGUGAGAAGUGGCAAAAGGAGCUGUGCACCAGGAUCGAAUGGGCGCCGGACUUGUCCAUUGCCCAGCCCAAGGCGCUCGACCAGCUCAAGAAAAGGCUCGGCGGCGUUGCGGAAUCAGAAAUGGCCAUGAGCAGAGAGGUCGUCAUCCGGCUGCGGCGUGUGUGCGUGUACUUCUGCCAGGACGCCCUACAGCGCCUCACUACCGAAGACGUAGCCAACCUCGAGCCCCACCACGUCAGAUUUCACCGCUGGAUGCAGGAUCAGGUCUCCCUUGCGGCCUCGGGGGGACAGGGCCCAGGCAGCCAAGGAUGGGCGGGGGACAAGCAGCAGGAGCGUGAGCGUGAGAUUUCUCUGGCAGCCACGCAGAGCGUCGAGGGCGAGAUGGUGUGUCAUCUCGGACCGCAUCUCGUCAGCAUGCUGCGCAAGGAGCGACCACCGCUUGAAGUGAUGAUGGAGGAUCGCUUGCUGUACAGAUACUACGCCGACGCUCUCCGUAUGGGGCCGUCGCUGGUGCAGCUGGCAAGUCUGCUGCGGGCGGUCGUGCACAAGACUCCCAGAGCCCGCAUCCUCGAGAUUGGCGGAGGCACUGGUGGUGCGACCCGGCACAUGCUCAAGGCGCUCGGCAGCUCAGAGGAUGGCGGUUUCCGAGCGGCGAGCUGGCACACCGACAUCUCCUCGGGAUUCUUCGAGGCGGCCCGCGCCGAGUUUUCUGGGUGGAGUGAUGUACUGCAAUUCGAUAGGCUGGACAUUGAGAAGGAUCCAGCAUCUCAAGGGUUCGAGCUGGCGAGCUAUGAUAUCGUGGUUGCUUGCGAGGUGCUGCAUGCGACCAAGAGCAUGGCUCGCACCAUGGCCCACGUGCAUAGCCUGAUGAAGCCAGGAGGUACGCUGUUGCUGAUGGAGACGACACAGGACCAGGUCGAUAUCCAGUUUACGUUUGGCUUGCUGGCUGGGUGGUGGCUGAGCGAGGAGCCAGCCCGCCAGUCGAGCCCGUCUCUCACCCUGCCGUUCUGCGACCAUGUGCUCAAGGGUGCCGGAUUUACCGGGGUCGAGUUCGACGUACCCGACUGUGACAGCCACGACAUGUACUCGAUUAGUGUCAUCAUGUCGAGGGUUCAAGCUCCAACACCUGCCCAGCAAGUCUCCACCGAUCCGGUCCUUGUCAUCAGCAAGAAGGCACCGCCUCCCGCCGUAACCAUAGAUAUGAUCAAGGACAGUAUAAUGGUAGCUACCGGCAGCCCCUCACCAUCCGUCGUCUCUCUCGAGGACACGAACACCCAGGGUAUUGCAUACAGCGGUAAGGUCUGCGUCUUCCUGGGUGAGGCUGUGCAGCCGAUUCUGCACAACAUGGAUGAGCUCUAUUUCCAGUCCAUUAAGACCAUGACCACCAGCUGCAAGGACGUCGUCUGGGUCACUGCCGGUGGUGCUGUUGAGUGCGAGAACCCGGACGCCAGCUUGAGUCGAGGCUUGCUGCGUACCAUGCGGAACGAGUACAUGGGCCGGCGGUAUAUCUCUCUCGACCUUCAGGGUCCGCUGACUUCCCAUGAUGAGUGGUCAGUGUCGAAUGUGGAGGCCAUCACCAAGAUCAUUGAAUUGGCCUUCGGUCCUGGCGCUCACCCUGAUGCGGGCUUCUCACCUGUCGACCUCGAAUGGGCCGUGCGGGACGGGGUGCUGCUCGUCCCGCGGCUGUACAAGGACGCGGUGCUCAACGACAUGCUGGGGGCUCGGCCGGCUCUGGACUGGCAAAAUCCCGACGCAAUUCUCAAGGUGGAGCCUUUGUUUCAGCAGGAGCGCUCGCUGCUCUUGGAGGUGGGCAUCCCCGGCCUUCUGGACACGCUGGCAUUUGGCGAUGAUGAGAAGGCGGUUGAAGCAGCCUCAUCGCCUCUGGCCGCGGACAUGGUGGAGAUUGAACCACGGGCGUACGGACUCAAUUUCCGCGAUGUCAUGGUCGCCAUGGGCCAGCUGAGGGAGCGCGUCAUGGGUCUCGAGUGCUCUGGCAUCAUCACGCGCCUGGGUCCCGAGGCUCAGAAACAAGGCCUUGAGGUUGGUGAUCGCGUCAUGGCCCUCCUGCUAGGGCCAUUUGCCAGUCGCGCCCAGAUCUCAUGGCACGGCGUCGUGCACAUGCCCGAGGGCAUGAGCUUUGAGGAUGCGGCGUCCUUGCCUAUGGUCUUCAGCACUGCCUUCGUCGCGCUCGUCGAUGACGCGCGGCUUCGAGAGGGCCAGUCGGUCCUCAUCCACGCAGCCGCAGGAGGUGUUGGACAGGCGGCUAUUAUGCUUGCCAAGCAGUUGGGUGCCGGGAACAUCUAUGCCACCGUUGGUUCCCAAGAAAAGCGAGACCUACUCGCGCGCGAGUAUGGGAUUCCGGAAGAGACAUAUUCAGCAGUCGCAGCGAGCUUUGAGGUCCUCGCGCCCUUUGGCCAUCUUGUUGAGAUCGGCAAGAAGGAUCUCGAAGUUAGUGUGCACUCGAUGGGCGAGACAGCCAAGGCUUUCCGCCUCUUGCAGACAGGGAAGCACACUGGCAAGAUUGUGCUAUCAACCAAACCUGACGAGAAAGUCAAGGUGCGCCCACGCCAGGCGGCCCCCGCUGCCCGACUCAGACCCGAUGCCUCAUAUCUGGUGGUGGGCGGCACAGGUGGGCUCGGGCGCUCCAUCGCCCACUGGAUGAUUGGCCGUGGAGCCAAGAAUCUGAUCCUCUUGUCGCGAAGCGCCGGGGACGAGAAAAAGAACGGUGCCGUCGUGGCCGAGCUGCGCGAGGCGGGCUGCCGGGUGGUGGCCAUCAGCUGUGACGUCUCGAUUGCCGGCCACCUAGCCCAGGCGCUUCGUUCCUGCGAGGACCAGGGCCUGCCGCCUGUGCGAGGCGUCAUCCAAGGCGCCAUGGUCCUGCAGGACUCGGUUCUGGAGCACAUGACGCUCGAGGACUGGCAGACGUGCGUUAGGCCAAAGGUGUGCGGCACGCGCAACCUGCACGUGCAGUACUGCGGCCGUCGCGGCCCCAGCUCGCAAGUCGACUUCUUCGUCAUGCUUUCGUCCUUCUCGGGAAACCUGGGGAUCGUCAGUCAGGCCAACUACGCAGCGGGAGGCGCGUACCAGGACGCGCUCGCCCAUUGGCGGUCGUCGCGCGGGUUGCCGGGAGUGGCCAUCGACCUGGGCGCUGUCAGGGGCGUCGGGUACGUGGCCGAGACAGCAGGCGUGGCCGGCCGAAUGCGCACGACGGGCGAGACGCUGAUGCUGACCGAGACAGCCUUGCACAACGCGCUUCAGGCCGCCAUUGCUCAUCCGACGCAGCACCCACAGAUCUUGCUUGGGCUCAACACCGGCCCGGGCCCGCAGUGGGACCCCGACGGGAAAUCACAGAUGGCCCGUGAUCCACGCUUUACUGCGCUCAAGUGGCGGGAGCCUCUUGGCACCGGGGCUGGCAUGCAAAAGGAUGGCAUUGGUGCUGAUCGGCGCCAGGCUCAGACGCAGACUCUCGCAGACAGGCUGGCUGGCGCACCGUCGCGCGAAGCCGCGGCCGAGCUCCUGGGGCAAGCCAUCACCGCCAAGCUCGCCGCCAUCUUCAUGCUUCCUGCCGACGAGAUCGAUCUGACACAGCCGCCGGCCCAGUACGGCGUCGACUCACUUGUCGCCGUCGAGCUGCGGAACAUGCUGGUGCUGCAAGCCGGCGCCGAAGUGUCCAUCUUCAACAUCAUGCAGAGCUUGUCGUUGGCGGCCCUAGCACUAGACGUGGCGUCUAAGAGUAGGUACAUUAGCGUGUAG